Messenger RNA from Debaryomyces fabryi, 1059 nucleotides. RefSeq lists its product as uncharacterized. Lineage: Eukaryota; Fungi; Ascomycota; Pichiomycetes; Serinales; Debaryomycetaceae. The record is from RefSeq and is a predicted model, not a curated record. Bases 1 to 1059 code for a protein of 352 amino acids. The transcript has a single exon.
AUGGAAAAAUUUCUUGUGGAGAGAGGAGGAAUAAGUCCAUAUGAGAUUAGUAAAGCUGUGAACCGAAACAGCAAACCUUUCAGAAAGCCAUUAUCACCAUAUACUAUGAAACUUAAUAAUGGAAAAUCUCCAGCCAGACCUAUAUCAACAUCUACACCAAUGACAUACAAUCUAAGACCCGAAUCAAAGCAAACCAUAUCACCUCCACAAUCACCUGUAAUGAUGAGACCUAGGCCAGUUGACAGAAAGGAAAUAAAUGGACUCAGAUCAAGCGUUUUCAUGAAGGAACAACAGAUAAAUGAUAGGGAGAACCAAUAUUCCACAGUUGCUGACGAGAACAACCAACUCUCAUCGACUAACAGAAUGCAACAACGAAAAAUACAAACCCUAGAGAUUGAUAUAAAUAAUUUAAAAAAAUACGUUGAAACAUUAGAAUAUCAGUUAGAAAGACAGAGCAUUAACAAUCCUAACACAUUUAAAGAUAGAAACAUAAUGAAAGAGCUCGUGAAUAAAAACUCUGAAAACGAAAAGAUUAUUCUGCAUUUAGAGAGCUUAUGCGAGAAGCAUCAAAAGGAUUUGACGAAAUACAAGACUAAUGACCAUAAAUAUGAACCCAUCAUUCAGAAACUAGUGGCGGAAAUGAAUAAGCAAGACGAAUUAGUAGAAAAAUUGAAAUUGAAAUUAAAACUAAAUGAAAGCCCUUCUGAUAAUUGGGAAUUGAAGACCUUUUUAAAAAAGUUGCCGUUUAUCAAACAAUAUUAUCUAUAUUGUAAAUAUCAGCAAGACCAGAAGAACUUUGGAAUAUUAUUCAUCAACAUAGCUACAUUAUGCUUGACUUCAGUUAUUUUGAUUAAUAUCCUAAAGUUUGUUUUCUUCAUUAUCAUUUAUUUGUUUGAUAUGAAUAGAUCAACAAGUGCAAAUAAUUUACAGGAGUAUGUCUACGACGAUUAUGGGCUUAACAAUUGGUUUAGUUCCAAUGAAGCAACAUUUGUAUGGUGGAAAGAGAUAGAAUGGCUAGAGCAUGCGAUUUAUAGUUUAAGCGAUUGGAUAGGUAGUUAA